AUGUCCAGACGCAGCGUUCGCAUGACACUUCAAGCCAGAGAUUCUAAUACGCCCCAACCGACAGUCCGACCCCCUCUGAAGAAGAGAAAGUCAGAGCCUUCUAAGAAAAAGCUACAACCUGCUGCCAAAAAACAAAACUAUGAAAUACAGAAGUGCUGGUUGGAGGAUGGUGCAAGUCCAUGCGUUCUCAUUGAAACUCCCCACAAAGAGCUGCAGCCCUCUGACUCAUCCAGUUUUAAACAGUACAGAUUCAAGAAUCUUUUCAUCAAGGCCUCCCCGAUCCCAUGUCUCAGCUGGGCAAGUUCAGACGAUGUAUGGAUAAAAAUGCUCAACAAGGAGCUGAAGUAUGUUCACGAUAAAGGCUACCUGCAGCGGCACCCCAAGCUGCAGCCCAAGAUGAGGGCGAUCUUGUUGGACUGGCUCCUGGAGGUGAGCGAGGUGUACAACCUCCACAGGCAAACGGCGUACCUCGCCCAGGACUACUUCGACCGCUUCAUGCUGACCCAGGAGGACGUCAGCAAAGAUCUCCUGCAGCUCAUCGGCAUCACGGCGCUCUUCAUCGCCUCAAAGAUAGAAGAAAUCUAUCCUCCUAAAAUCUGCGAGUUUGCCUACGUCACAGACGGAGCGUGCGACAUGUGGGACAUCCAGCGCAUUGAGCUCCAGAUAUUAAAGGCGUUGGACUGGAACUUGUGUCCAGAGACGCCCAUCUCCUGGUUGAAGCUGUAUGCUCAGGUGGAAGCCCAGAAGGAUGGAGAGAACUUCCUGGAGCCUCAGUUCUGUCAGGAAACGUACAUCCAGAUUACCCAGCUGUUGGAUCUGUGCAUGAUGGACGUCGGCUCGUUGGACUUCAGCUACAGUGUUCUCGCUGCUGCUGCCUUCUGCCACUUCUCUUCUUUUGACGUUGUUCAUAAAGUCUCAGGCUUGACGUGGGACGGUGUUUUUCCUUGUUAUCAGUGGAUGAGUCCCUUCAUGGAGACGCUGCGUUCGGAAGACGAACCUCAACUCAAGAACUUCCCCAAAGUGAAAAGUGACGACAGACACAACAUCCAGACACACGUGGCCUAUCUGGACCUGCUGAGGAAAGCUCAGGAGCGUCAGGUUGACGCCCCAGAUUGUCAGCUGUCGCCUGUUGCCGUGGGAACAGUCCUCACCCCGCCCAGCAGCGCAGAGAAAUCUGUUAGUCCCUGA
Molecule: messenger RNA, 1188 nt
Organism: Nematolebias whitei (Rio pearlfish)
Lineage: Eukaryota; Metazoa; Chordata; Actinopteri; Cyprinodontiformes; Rivulidae
Gene: ccne2
Product: cyclin E2
Exons: 11
Coding region: 1-1188 (395 amino acids)
Biological process (GO): regulation of cyclin-dependent protein serine/threonine kinase activity; G1/S transition of mitotic cell cycle
Cellular component (GO): cyclin E2-CDK2 complex; centrosome; cyclin E1-CDK2 complex
Molecular function (GO): cyclin-dependent protein serine/threonine kinase regulator activity
Source: RefSeq, a predicted model, not a curated record